CAGGUUGUAACCAGGAUAUACUCAGUGGCAGAAACUGAUGCGAUGCCACUCCUCAUAACUAACUGAGGGCCACCUUUUUUAUUUUAUUUAUUUAUUUAUUUUCGCUCCCUCAACAGCACCAGUGAGACGGGAUGCUGCGCUGCAGAGAGAGCCUCAGCCAGCCGGCUGCAGCGGUGGAGACUGACUGAGAGGAGACCAAAACCAAAACCUCGAUCCACCACGACGCACAGCACCGGCACAAAGCUCCCUGAAGUGGAGGAAAAGGUUGGACGCUCGAAGGGGGGGUUGGCGGAAAGAGCUGGACACCGAAAGAAAUCACAUCUAUUCAUUGGUAUUUUUUUUUAUUUUUUUUAUUUUUUCUUUACUUGAGGAUGUACUGUUUACGCUGGCGAACCACAUAGAGCGGCAGAGACGAGGACCCGGACUUGAUAUUCGCAAUAUCGCUGCCAUUCCGCCGUUUGGGUCGGGAGGGAGAGACGCUACUGGCGGUCACCACAGCCGGUAUCAUCUGGGAGAGAAAAGAAAAAGUGAGACGAAGGAGGACUUUUUUUUAUAUAUAUAUAUAUUCAGCACAGCUUUAAUGAAGAAGCAGACCUGCUAACAUUCUCGCAGAAGGGACCCUCUUAAACAAGUAUGGGGUCACCAUGGAAACCAUUUCUCCUCCUGUCUGUCAUCAGUGGCCUUUCAGACAUUGCAAGAGCUGUUGCAGCACGGCCUAUAUCAUAUGCAGCGGUAUUACGAAUGAAACCAGACAGCUCGUCAGUGCUCAACUCGCGCAAUAGACCCCGACAACACCACAGUGGUGGGCUGGUGACUCCUGACUGGCCUGCUUUCUCCAGUCACCCCCUGUCAGCCUUGAGUCUGCUCCGCUCUCAGGAGGACUACAGGAGUGAAGAGAAUGAAGAGUUUGGGCCUGUCUUUAUCCAGGAGCCAGACGAUGUUAUUUUUCCUUUGGAUUCUGGUGAAAAGAAAGUGGUGAUGCACUGUGAAGCACGGGGGAAUCCACCACCCACAUACAGUUGGUACAUCAACCGGACAGAAGUAAAUGCAGAGUCAGAUUAUCGCUACAGCGUCAUUGAUGGAAACUUACUUAUUAACAAUGCAAGUGAGAUCACUGACUUCGGGAAGUACCAGUGUAAAGCGGAGAACGGCUUUGGGACGGUCCUCAGUCGAGACGCUCUUUUACAGUUUGCAUAUCUCGGUGCAUUUAGUGUGAAGACCAGAGGUGGGGUGUCUGUGCGGGAAGGCCAAGGUGUGGUACUCAUGUGUACCCCUCCUCCUCAUUCACCAGAGAUCAUCUACAGCUGGGUGUUUAAUGAGUUCCCCUCAUUUGUUGCCGAGGACAGUCGGCGCUUCAUUUCCCAGGACACAGGAAACCUCUACAUCUCGAAGGUGCAACCCUCUGACGUAGGAAGUUACAUCUGUCUUGUGAAGAACACAGUGACGAAUGCACGGGUUCUGAGCCCUCCAACACCUCUAACACUGAAAACCGACGGUAUCAUGGGUGAAUAUGAGCCCAAAAUUGAAGUGCAUUUUCCUACAUCUGUGCUGGCUGCCAGAGGAGUCACUGUCAGGCUGGAGUGCUUUGCUCUGGGGAAUCCAGUGCCAACAAUCACAUGGCGGAAGAUAAAUGGCAACAUUCCCAAAAAGGCAAGACUGCGGAAGUCCCAGGCUGUGCUGGAAAUUCCCAACAUUCAGCUGGAGGACUCAGGAACUUAUGAAUGCAAAGCUGAGAAUCCAAGAGGAGGAACUGCUUUCAAAGGACAUCUGCAGGUCUACACCCUCCCUCAGUGGGUCAGAAUGAUUAAUGACACUCAGAUGGAUAGUGGAGAGAAGCUCCAAUGGGAGUGCAAGGCCACGGGGAGGCCCCGGCCCACCUAUCGCUGGCUUCGUAAUGGUUUGCCCUUGACAUCCCAGGGUCGAGUUGAAAUAGUGAACGGAGAAGUGACCAUUCACAAAGUGCAGCAGACGGACUCGGGAAUGUACCAAUGCGUUGCAGAAAACAAAUACGGGGCCAUCUACUCUAAUGCUGAGCUCAAGAUUUUAGCGUCUGCACCUGUCUUUGUCCACAAUCCCUUACGCAUCAUUGCCACACUUGGAAAAGAUGUAUUACUAGAAUGCAAACCCAGAGCAUCACCCAAACCAAGGAUAACAUGGAAGAGAGGAGACAGAAGGAUACAGCCAAAUAAAAGGAUUAUGUUGUUACGGAACAACACUCUGAGAAUUGUUAACUCCAGCCGAGCGGAUGAGGGGAACUAUGUGUGCCGGGCAGAGAAUCAGUUGGGCUCGGCAGAGAUGACUGCCAUACUGUGGGUAAAAGACGCCAUGCGUGUGGAGCUCAGCCCGAGCAGAGUGGAAGUGACCGUGGGGGAGAGCGUGGUGCUGAGCUGCAAGGCCACGCAUGACACAUCGCUGGAUGUGGCUUUCCAGUGGUUCUUCAACCAGAAACCAAUCAACUUUCAACAGGACGGCGGCCACUUUGAAUACAUCCAAACAGUAAGAGCGAGAGUAAGAGCAAAACAGUCUUCGACAGUAGAUCUGAUGAUCAGGAGCAUCUUGUUGAAGCAUGCUGGGAAGUAUGGGUGCCGGGCCCAGACCAGUGCUGACACUGUAUUUGCUGAGGCUGAACUUCUUGUUCGAGGUCCUCCUGGACCUCCUGGAGUGGUGAUUGUGGAGGAGAUCACAGAUACCACAGCCACCCUGUCCUGGACCCGUGGCCUGGACAACCACAGCCCUAUCAGCACCUAUAAUUUACAGGCGCGCAGCCCAUUUUCAUUAGGCUGGCAAACUGUCAAAACAGACCCAGACCCAGUGACAGGGGACAUGGAGUCAGCCAUGGCUGUGGAGCUCAACCCCUGGGUGGAAUAUGAGUUCAGGGUUGUGGCCAGCAAUGCAAUCGGGACCGGAGAUCCCAGUGCACCUUCGAGAGGAGUUAGGACUAAAGAAGCAGUCCCGUCAGUGGCACCAGUGAACGUCAGUGGAGGGAAUGGCCGCAGGCAUGAACUGGUCAUCUCGUGGGAGCCUGUAUCUGAGGAGUUCCAAAAUGGUGAGGGCUUUGGGUAUAUCGUUGCAUUUCGUGCCAACGGAACCAGAGGCUGGAAGGAGAAAAUGGUGACUUCAGCAGACUCUACAACGUAUAAAUACAGAGACGAGACGUUCCCUCCCCUUACUCCGUUUGAAGUGAAGGUCGGAGUGUACAACAAUAAAGGAGAUGGGCCGUUCAGCAAAGUUGUCAUCAUCCACUCUGCUGAGGGGGAGCCGAGGGAAGCACCAUCUGAUGUGAAAGCUUAUAUCAUUUCUUCAUCGGAAAUAAGGGUCACUUGGAAACCCCCCAAUCCUGGCCCCGGAAGGCCGAGAGGAUAUGAGGUCAGCUACUGGAAAGACAUUGAGCAGGAAGAGUUGGGGAAAAAACAAAGAACUGUGAAAAACGAAACAUCCAUGGUCUUGACAGGACUAGAGGGCAACAGUCUGUAUCUCAUCACAGUAAAAGGCUUCAACAGCAUCGGCCAGGGUCCUGCCACUGCCGCUGUCACAGCCAAGACCAGGAAGGCCCCUCCUGCUCAGCCUCCAACCAACCUCAUGUGGAUUCAAGAGGGCAACAACGUGUCUUUAAGCUGGGACCCAGUGAAGGCAAAAGACAAUGAAUCGGAUGUCAUCGGGUACAUGGUGUUGCUCAAACAGGAGGGCAGAGGUCACAACCAGGUGACAAGAACCAUUAACCCUUCCACCAUGCUCUCACUGCCAGAGGGAGGCACCUAUAUCAUUGAGGUGCGCGCCCUCAGCGAAGGGGGAGAGGGAGCCGUCAGCUCCCAAGUUCGUGUGGUCACCUCCUCCGGUGUGCGAGCAAAAAGCAACCAGUGCUCAGUUCACCGCCUGCCACAGAGCCUAACAUGGACAGCACUGCUCCUGGUUCUACUGGUGCCUUCAGCUUCUUGGUGAGGCCACUGUGCCAAUCCUCAUUUUCGUGGAGGGAGCCACCAGUCUUCCGCUCCCUUAUUCCCUCUGACUGCCUGCUCGCUUUGGCCUUACCCAUCCCAAAGGUCCCGAGGCCUGCCAAAGGGGGUUUAGUCUGCCAGUUAACAUGCAGCUCUUCAGAGGUCGUCCUUUUGAGUUCCCUGUUCCUUUUGAGGCUCUGGACAUUUUGAUUUGCACAGUUCUUUCCAACAUCACGGUAGUGUUGUACUGUAGUGUACAUUGUGUGGAAAGAUUUGUUUAAUCAUUUACUUUAACAUCAUGUGUUCCUCUCAUUGACUGGCAUCUAACCACUUCCAGACGGCCCCUACAGCUCUGGGGCUCUGCAGAGCGUGAACAAUUCCUCGAAAGCUGCUGUGGUAGUAAUACAGGGAUCAGCCGGCCUGUUUCUUUUCAUUACUUAUCUGCAUCAAUUUACCCCUUGGCUGCCUAACAAGCAAUGCAGCAGAAGCUCUGUAGAGAUAAGUGCAUUGUUUUCUUAUUCACACAUUGAGGAGAAAAAAGUUUUUUAUGGAACCAAGAAUCUUACUAUUUCCAGACUUGCUUUUUGUACAUUGUGUUACCUUUAGAGAAAAAAACACCGUGGUGUGUGUCAGCUAUGUCAAAUUCUCUGUUUUUGGUAGUGAUUAAGCAAUGCUUGGUGAUACAGUUUGUUGACUGUUGGAUGUAUGGAAGUAGGAAACAGGUACCUACCUGUAGUGCCCAAACACAUCAAUAGACAAAGACAACUCUGUACGGACUCUUGGUAUCAGUACAAAUAAAUGUGAUGUAUAUUUUUUAAA
Messenger RNA from Dicentrarchus labrax (European seabass), 4754 nucleotides. It is a transcript of the gene cntn5, whose product is annotated as contactin 5. Lineage: Eukaryota; Metazoa; Chordata; Actinopteri; Moronidae. The coding region runs from base 634 to 3939 and encodes 1101 amino acids. The transcript has 24 exons. Gene Ontology annotation, molecular function: protein binding. Gene Ontology annotation, biological process: cell-cell adhesion. The record is from RefSeq and is a predicted model, not a curated record.